Molecule: messenger RNA, 2555 nt
Organism: Psammomys obesus (fat sand rat)
Lineage: Eukaryota; Metazoa; Chordata; Mammalia; Rodentia; Muridae
Gene: Plxdc1
Product: plexin domain containing 1
Exons: 14
Coding region: 2-1498 (498 amino acids)
Source: RefSeq, a predicted model, not a curated record
CAUGCGGGCUCAGCUCUGCCUGCUGCAGCUGCUGCUGCUCCGCGGGGCCGCGCGCGCGCUCGGUCCCGCAACGUCCGCAGAUCCCCACGAAAGCCAAGGAUGGACUGCCAAGUGGACCAGGCAAGGCUGGAGUCGGAGAGCCCGAGAGAGUCCGGGGCAGAUGUUGAAGCCAGGCAGGACCCAGCUAAGCCAGGACCUGGGUGGGGACACCCUGGCCAUUGACACACUGCCGGACAACAGGACCAGAGUGGUGGAAGACAACCACAACUACUACGUGUCCCGUGUCUAUGGCCCUGGUGAGCGCCGCAGCCGGGAACUGUGGGUGGACAUGGCUGUGGCCAACCGGAGCCACGUGAAGGUCCACAGGAUCCUCUCCAGCUCUCACAGGCAGGCUUCGAGAGUGGUCUUGUCCUUUGAUUUCCCUUUCUACGGACAUCCUCUGCGGCAGAUCACCAUAGCAACCGGAGGCUUCAUCUUCAUGGGCGACGUGCUGCACCGGAUGCUCACGGCUACUCAGUACGUGGCCCCCCUCAUGGCCAACUUCAACCCUGGCUACUCUGACAGCUCCACAGUCGCUUACUUCGACAAUGGGACAGUGUUUGUGGUUCAGUGGGACCACGUGUACCUCCAGGGUCGGGAGGACAGGGGCAGCUUCACAUUUCAGGCAGCCCUGCACCGAGACGGCCGCAUUGUCUUUGGCUACAAAGAGAUCCCCAUGGCUGUCCUGGAUAUCAGCUCUGCCCAGCACCCUGUCAAGGCAGGCCUGUCUGAUGCUUUCAUGAUUCUCAAUUCAUCCCCGGAGGUGCCAGAGUCUCGGAGACGGACCAUUUUCGAAUACCACCGUGUGGAACUGGACUCCAGCAAGAUCGCCAACACAACGGCGGUGGAGUUCACCCCAUUGCCAACCUGUCUCCAGCAUCGGAGCUGCGACAGCUGCAUGUCCUCGAACCUGACCUUCAGCUGCAGCUGGUGCCACGUCCUGCAGAGAUGCUCCAGUGGCUUUGACCGAUACCGCCAGGAGUGGUUGGCUUACGGCUGUGCCCAGGAGGCAGAGGGCAAGACGUGUGAGGACUUCCAGGAUGAGCACCACUACCCGCCCUCCCCCGACAGCUCCUUCGGCCCUUUUGAUGAAGACCGCACCACCUCCUCCUCCCUCUUCAUCGACAGCCUCACCACAGAAGAUGACACCAAGUUGAACCCCUACGCAGGAGGAGAUGGUCUUCAAAACAACUUAUCCCCGAAGACCAAGGGUCCCCCCGUGCACCUGGGCACCGUCGUGGGCAUUGUCCUGGCCGUGCUCCUGGUAGCAGCCAUCAUCCUGGCUGGGAUUUACAUCAGCGGCCACCCUAACUCCAGCGCUGCGCUCUUCUUCAUCUCGAGGAGACCUCACCACUGGCCAGCCAUGAAGUUCCGAAACCACCCCAACCACUCCACCUACACAGAGGUCGAGCCCUCCGGCCACGAGAAAGAGGGCUUCAUGGAGGCGGAGCAGUGCUGAGAGCAGGCCAAAGACGUGGGGACGGCAUGAGAGACAAGUCACGGCCAAGAGAAGGGAUGGGUUUUUCCUGGCCUCCCUCCUCUGACCUGGUCCUGGGCCAGGAAGACAACAGCUUAUGGUGCCAAAACUACGGUUUGGUCCUUACACCCCAGAGAAAAGGGACACAGUAACUGAACCUCUGAGUUCCCUGUUUUGGUGGGAGGGGGCUCCGUUUUGGGGUCUCUCAGCGGCCUGCGCUGUAGCUAUGGCAGAGCCCCUCCCCACAGCCUCCUGUGUCACACCUGGUCCCUGAAGCCCCUGCUUGGCCACUGCAUUGUGGGGUCCAUAGACUCAAGGGCUGGUCUGCCUAGCUAUGGAGUCAGUGCAGUUGGCUCCAAACUCAGUGGCCCCAGACACCUGAAGAAAGUGUCCCCUCUAUCUGAGAGCUCUCAUCCCUUGAGACAAGCCGAAGGAGAGGUGGGGGGAAAGAACCUUGGGGAGCUUGUAUUUGCUGGCCUUGGUCCUUGGCUUCAUCAUUCUAGCAGGGCCCGGGGCUGACACCAGAGCGCCGUAGCCUGCGGCCCAGUCUGCAGCCUGCCCUGCCCCCCAGCCUCCACCUUGCAAGCCGGUCUUGCACGGCAGCCAGUAAUGAGUGGGGUGCUUCCUCCACCGUGUGUCUGGUACCCACUUCACUCGCUGGCCUGGUGUGUUGUCCAUGCAAGUAGUUUCCUUCAAAGGGAGGGACGGCUUACCUGGCUCAUGUUUUUCCUUGGCUGACCUGGGUGGGUUGUGGGUUUUUUUUUUUUUUUUUUUUUUGUAACCAUUAUAAAUAAUUAGGGGCUAGAGGCUUCCUGGAGACACCCCUGCCCAGCAGGGAGCUCCGGUUGGAUCCCGUUGAAGCACAGCUGCCGCCAUGAAGGUAGGGCAGAGGAACCUGGCAUGGGAGGGAGCGACCGUGACUUGGAAAAUGACCGCCAUCACUGCCCCUGUGAUGGGCCAGGACUCCUUCUGAACGGCAGUGAAAAUCCAGAGCUCACCCUUCUCCCAAAGAAGCACCAUCAUCAAAUAAAUACAUCGC